Molecule: messenger RNA, 1607 nt
Organism: Camelina sativa (false flax)
Lineage: Eukaryota; Viridiplantae; Streptophyta; Magnoliopsida; Brassicales; Brassicaceae
Source: RefSeq, a predicted model, not a curated record
GACGGUGGCGGUUCAUCAAUUGGAGAGGGUUUUUGCUUCACCAAAUCGGAGAUUGAAGUGGUCAAUUCUCGAAUUGUUUGGUUUAAUCGUUUCUCUAGGUGAAGGGUUUAAAGACAUGAUGAAGAGAAGAAGGACGGAUCUGAAAGAAGCGGAGUCAGAGCAGGGGAGCAUUGCCCAGGCCGUCUCUCUCAGAGAUUCCGAUCAAAUUCAGAUAUAAUAAAUAAAUUAAGCCUCCUUUAUUAUUAUUUGGGUUUCACGCCAAUUCAUAGCGCUUCCUUGUGAUCAAUGGCUUGGCUAGGUUUGUAUCAUCUAUGUACACUUAACUUUAAUUUAAACUUCUUUACUUGCUUUUUUCUACUCUUGAAAGUUAAUGGAUGCAAAAGGAGAGAACACAUUAGCAUUGUUCCCUGCCGAGUUUCGUGAGAACAUUGAUCUUGUGAGCGAGAUUCUUAUGAGAUUGCCAGCAAAGUCCAUGGUUAGCUACAAGUGCGUCUCGAAGCAGUGGUCAUCCCUCAUCUCUUCUCGAUAUUUUUGCAACCGUUUAUUUACUACGGUCACGCGACAGAAACAACAACCACAUAUGUACAUGUGUUUAGUGGAUGAAGGUGGCAAACGUGUGCUGCUAUCAAUAUCUCCGGAAAACAACAACACUUGUUAUGUGGUCGACCAAGAUUUGAGCAUCACAGGGAUGGGAGGCUUCUUCUUGAAUCUUGUCCGUGGCUUGAUGUGUUUCUCUGUAAGAAAAAAGGCAUGCAUCUAUAACCCCUCCACCAGACAGCGCUUGACCUUACCCGCCAUAAAGUCCGACAUCAUUGCUCAACAAGGUGGUGAUCAAAGGAAGGAUACCCAGUAUUACAUCGGACACGAUCCUUCUAACGAUCAAUACAAAAUAGUCUGCACGGUUGCGAUAUCCUCUGCAUUUUUCGGAAAUGUUAGGUCAGAGCAUUGGGUCUUUGUACUAGAACCUGGAGGUUCGUGGAAAAAGGUUGUUCCGCCCAAAAAUUACCAUCCUCAUGCUCCUCCCACAGUAGCACACUUUAUCAAUGGGUCGGUAGUGUAUUAUAUGGCUUGGCUUGAUAUGGAAACUUAUGCUGUUGUCAGUUUCAACAUUACGUCUAAAGAGUUGACUACCAUCCUAGUACCUCAGGAGGCCGGGGAUGUGGCUCUGCCUGCAGCUAGGAUGAAGGCUGGUCUUAUCCAGUACGGUGGGGAAAUAGCUGUUUUCGAUCAUACCCGCCUCGAAGAUAAGUGUUUGGUGGAUUUAUGGGUAUUGAAAGACGCGGGGAAUAAGCAAUGGUCGAAGAAGAGGCUUUUUUUACAGCCUUGUCAAAAGCAUCUAGUCCAUGACAUUGAACUGAUCGUUAAAGGUACAACUCGAGAUGGCAAGGUUAUCUUGGCACCGGUGGAGAUGCAUUCUAAGUUCUUUAUAAUGUUUUACGAUAUGGGAAGCAAUGACCUGAGUAAGGUUGAAAUCAAAGGAGUGCCACACAUUUGGUUUGAUAAGGACUGCUAUUUCGACUUCAAAUACUCUAUGGAUGAGAGUGAGGACGUCAUCUACUUGGAAACUUGACCAUUGUGACUUUGUUUGUUUAGCUAAGCUGUUUAAG